Messenger RNA from Ictalurus furcatus (blue catfish), 2916 nucleotides. RefSeq names its product neuritin 1a (gene nrn1a). Gene Ontology annotation, cellular component: plasma membrane. Gene Ontology annotation, biological process: neuron projection extension; nervous system development. The transcript has 3 exons. Bases 840 to 1271 code for a protein of 143 amino acids. Lineage: Eukaryota; Metazoa; Chordata; Actinopteri; Siluriformes; Ictaluridae. The record is from RefSeq and is a predicted model, not a curated record.
GGUAUGUGAUUGCUUGAGUAAUGAUUACUGCUUUAUAAAUCCAACCAUAAUUACACGUCCAGACAUUUACUCUUGCCAUCCCAAAUCUCAUCCUGUUUGAAGAAAAGUACCACAAUUUAGAAAUGAUGCGGUUUGGGACGGAGACUGAGUGAUGCAUCUCCAUAUGCUUGUUUUACUUAUAGGACACGUCCUAAGCAUAGAUAAGCAUAUAUUGAUGCUGCAGUCCUUUCUGCAAUCCGUUAAUUGCCAUAGGUGAUCUAAGUAGUCUAAGUUUUGGUAUACAGUAUAGCAUGCGGUAGUGUUGUAUGGGCUUUGAAAGGAGCAUUGAAGGUCUCACACACAGGUGUGCGGUCACGGUGGUCUCUAUGUCGUUACAGUGUGCUUUCGGAUGGUACGAGCGUAGUCAUUCCCCUUCACUUUUAGCUCGCUGUGCUAGAGGGGGAGUGGGGUCAGCCUUGUCUAGCAAAUGAGAAAACGAAAAAGCGGGGAGUCCGACGGGGGACAUUUACGUCAACCACGCCAUGUGGGCGUGAAGCACCAGAGUGUGAGAGUAAGAGAGAGAGAGAGAGAGAGAGAGAGAGAGAGAGAGAUUACCGCACUCCUUUAACGGGGUGCACCAUUUCACUCCGCUCCACUGUGCGCGUAAAAAAGGCAACGGGCACCAAAAAAAAGAGAGAUAAGAGACGGAGAGUAAGAAAUCUAGAGAGAAACAGAAAGAGAGAGAGUCCUUGAAUUGCCACCCGAAGAAAUCGGCUAUGUCCAGCGCUCAGUUUUUGCAAUCUUUUUCUUGUACAACUAUCUAAAGGGUGGCACAAUCUCAUGGUUUUACCUCCCGUAGGAUGGGAUUAACUCUGUCCGGAAGAUACAUCUCACUGGUGCUGGCUGUUCAAAUAGCAUAUUUGCUCCAGACGGUUGGAGCGGCGGGGAAAUGUGACACCGUGUUUAAGGGCUUCUCAAACUGCCUGCUUCAGCUGGGAGAGAACAUGGCCAGCUAUCCACAGGAGCUGGACGAGAAGGAGAACCUGCAAACCAUCUGCACAUAUUGGGACGACUUCCACUCGUGUGCCACCACAGCACUGGCGGACUGCCAGGAAGGAGCUACGGAGCUGUGGGAGAAACUUAAGAAGGAGUCCAGAAACCUGGAGUUUAAAGGCAGUUUGUUUGAACUGUGCGGUGACGGAAACGACGCGAGCAGACCAUCAUCCUCUCCACCAGGGUUCACCCUGCUGCUCAGCUCCUUCUCCGCCCUGCUCACAUGGAUCCAGUUCUAGCGCCCAAAACCAAACCGAGAAGAUCCACACAAAGACAUUUUUAGCUCACAUGAAAAGAAAAAUACGGGAAACCUUGGGUGGGGGGGUGGGGAGAAGAAACCAACAAACGAGUGCUCUAUCACAACGACCAUACGAAGAUAAAUAAAUAAUAGUUUUAAAAAAAUAUAUGAUCAGAAAUCAUCUUCAGCCAAAAUGGAUUUAUUACAGCGCUUCAUCUGGAGAAGACGACUUGAUUUUGCUGUAGACAUUAAGGCAAUAAGGCGUCUUCAGGGAAUGCUCCAUCUGCCUGACCUGGGAGUCCACUACAUCAAAUAUUUAACAGAUGUCGAUUGAAAAUCACGGUCAUUUUUUUGAUGAUCAAUUUGUGGAAUUACAUUAACGCCUGCAAAGAAGUAAUUAUUGCUGUAGGCUUGAUAAUCUAAUCUAUCAUGCAUUGAGAAAUAAAUAUCCUGACAUACACACACACACACACACACACACACACACACACACACGAGCCAAAUUACACUCAGCGUCUCUGUUUCCUCUGAAAGGAGGUGUUCUGUUUUUGUCAAAUCUUUGGAUUAUUUUUAGUUGCCAAAUUUCUAACGCCACGAUAACGUUGUUGUAAUGGAGAAAUAGCCUGUGUGAUGUUUUGACCUGUAAACAGCGCUGGAUCACCACAGCAGAAAGAAGAUAUGUGGGGAAAAAAACAAUCCAAUAAUUGAAUUAUCAUCUCUAAUAAUGGUAGAAUGAUAAUAACACCACUAAUAAUAAACCUCAGGAAUGAUUUUAGGCAUUUAAAAUGGAUAGUUUAAUCAAACAGGCUAAUGCGGCUAACAGUGAAUGAAAGCUAGUAAGCUUAUGUGCCAAUUAUCAUUAAUGUAGCUUAUUUACAUAAUGCUAAUUGGUGGCUAUUCGCUUUUAUACACUGUUGGCAUGUUUUGACGGAAUUGUUCUUUAAUCGAUUGUAGAUUGUAUGUUCUAUAAAAGGAGAAAAUUGGGGGAGAUGUUAAAUAUGUCAAAUGUAGCGAGAAAAAAAAAAUGGUGAAAUUAUUUAUUUAUUUACAAAAUUUAUUUAGGGGGAGGGACAUUUAGGUUAUGAUAAAUAGUAGAGAACUAAGUGAUACGCCCAAAACCGCAUACCACCGUACUAUAUAUAUAUAUAUAGCCUAUAUGAGAUAUAUUUUUCUUAAGCUGCAUAAUUGAAUGUUCUGACGUCAUACUACAUGUAGAUUACGUAUAGGUUACAUUCGGGAUACUUUUGUCAGGUUUAAGAUUAGCAUUCGAAGUGGUGAAUAUUAAGUUUUUCUUUAUUUCCUUUUCUUUUAUUUGUGUUUUAUUUCAUUUUAUUUUAUUUUUACACAAGUAUGUGUUUUGAAAUGAAAAAAAAAAAAAGGCCAGCAUGUCAAACCAGUGCACCACUGCGUAGGUUAUUAUUUCACGCAUGCGCAGUACUAAAGCAAAAUCCCGUGUAGUACAGUAGUAUGCAGUUUUGGCCGUAGGCUAACGUAGCACGAUAUCAUUGAGGAUGAGAUUUUACCGGCUGGAUGAACUGGAUAACGUGAAGUUAGCAAGCUGUAGGCUGCUAUCUGAUGUUGCCAAGGCAUCUUGUUUCACUGCCUUCAGAAAAACGUAUAUUUUAUUUGUUUGUUCGUUCGUUCGU